AUGUCUCAUCCAUUAAAAGUCGCGUUUUAUGAACUUAAUAGUGCAAAUUCCAAGUUGUUCUCGGAAAGUGAAAGGAAAAAACGUGGUAGACCUCGAAAUACCUCGAAAGAGUUGCAAAAAAUACUCCAAAAGAUUCACAAAAUCCUAAAGGAUGAGUACUCGAGGCCACAUUACUUUUAUAAUACGAAUCCGGACGUUUUUCAACAAGCAAUUAACUCGAUCGAAACUGUGCUUAAUAAAUACAAAGAUGUAAAUGUCAUAACAAAAGCAACAGAUUGUUUGAUUUUUAUUGUCAUGAUAAUCUUAAAGCUGGGUUUAAGCGGAAAAGACAAUGAUUGGGAGCAAAUUGUAGUUGAUUCGUUAUCAUUAAUCGAGAGUGCUGAUGUUAUAAAUUCUCUUUUAACUGGAUGCAAAGAGAAUAAAAAAUUGUUAAGCCAAGAAAAUUUUUUCGAGUUUUCGAAUCUUGCCUCUUCGAUGAUAUCUGCAUCUGAUUAUGAGCUUCAACUCCGCCACCUCGAGAUCCUGUUUAGGCUUUGUCCUAGGGUGCAAGAUGAUCGUGAAAUCUUUGCAAGCAGAGCAUUUGUACACAAGGAUAUGAAUCAAAAAUUCUUGGCAAUAACUGCCAAUGAUUUUCUCAGGGAUAGUCGAUACUUUUUGAAUUCUCUCAAUGAUUCAAACGAUGGCAUAAUUAAAAUGCCAAAAACGUUUGUGGUAUCACAAAUAAAAUACAAUAAAAUUGAAUUAUAUUGCCCGGAAGGACAAGGUCAUUUCUUCAUCGAUUUCAACAAAUGGACAAUAUCUACUACAAUAAGACCAAUAGAGAUUAAUGAUUCUGUAGAAAAUGACGUGUUGGAAAUCAAAUAUUCGAAAAUAUCAUCAUGGGAUCUUCAAACAGAUCAAACCCUUAUAUUCUAUCUUCCCGAGCCUUUAAAACUUAGUGUCCAAGAUGCAUUUAAUUUACAAAAUAAUUCCAUAUCUAACGGUGAGAAUACUAUUUUCAUAAAAUUCGAUUAUGAUGUUCGGAAUAGUCUGGAAAUGAUAUUAGCCGAUCGCCAUUUAGAAAAAAAGACGCAUUCUGUAGGAGGUUUACAAUCAAGAUCCUCUUUAAAUAAUAAUACCGCAACUACAUGUGCUACCCUUUCGAAAUCAUCCGAACUUUCUAUAGCCGAAAAAAUAGAUAAAUCAGUGAACACGGAAUUAGCCAAGAAUUCUCAAAAUUAUAUUGCUACAUAUAAUACUGAACUUUCUCCAGAAAAUUACAAAAGUCAACAUUUUGAAACCAGAAUCAUUACUUCAUCUACUACCCGCUCUCCAUCAAAUCCGUCGAAUUUUAGUUCUCAAAACAAUUCACCUACUAUGAAUCAUCAAUCAAUAAUGCAAAUAUUUGAUAUUGAUAACGUCAAACGUCUAAAUGUUUUUCAACCACCGAAAAAAUGUUCAGAACCAUUACAAUUAUCUGUUUCGAAAAAACAAAGAUCAAACAAGAUAUAUAGUGUAAAUGAAGAAAUAGGAGAAGAUACAAUUAUGGCUGAGGAAGCAGAACAUCAAAUUCCACAAGCAGAGCUUUCAAAGACAAACACUUUACAUUUCUUUACGAAUAGUGAUGAACAAGAAGUUUCUGACGAUAUUAUAAUAAUUGAACAAAACAACAAUUCAACACAGAAUAUAAAUGCUAAAACUUAUAUAUAUAACGCAAACAAAAAGAACGUAGUUGGACAGACGACUCGUUUACAUAAAGGCCCAAAUUUAACAAUUGAUGAAAAUAUUAGAGACAUUGACCAUAGAAAAAGGAAAAUAACUGUACAAGAUUCAAGCGAGGAUGAAUUAGAAAAUCCCAAAUUCAGUAACAUAAAUAAAAUGAACAAACUUCAUAAAAGACAGUUAAAGAUCAAUAAAGACGAUAGCCCAAUUAAAAGUGAAGAAGAAUUCUGGAAUCCAACUUCGGCUGAAUAUAACGCUGAAGACGAGGUUUUUGAACGGAUGAGAGCUCAAUUUCCGAUAGAGUUUUUUCGGGAAUUAGGAGAAAAGAACCUGUCGAUUCCAAAACCUAAUCAUGAAAAAAAACGAGUUUCAUUCGUGGAAAGAUUGAAAGAAUUUUCAAAUAGUGAUGACGAAAGUAUUAAAAAACGUACAGAUCGAUAUAUUCUGCAUACACGAAACAUUUCACCAAUUAACAGCAGUGAAAUAACUAUACAACCCUCUCUAGAAGACGUUGAUAUCAUUGACGAUAGCGACGUUACUCCAAUCGAUACAGAAUGUAAAAUUGACAGGUCAAACAAAUACGCGAAAGAAAAAUUAGAUGAGGAAAUUAGAAGAUUAUUGCAAUGCAUUGGCGAGACAAUUUUUAAGCAAUUUCACAAGCAAGAUGUUGCUUUAUUUCGAGUUACACGAAAAACAAUUGUUCAAAAUGAGAUCAGCUUGACUCAAGGAUUAGAAACGCAGUCUAAAAACAAACGCGAAUUGCUUAAUACAUUUAAAAGAAAUUACGCUACUAUCGCAAUAGCAUAUCAACAAAUGAUUAAAGAGUUAAAGGAAGAAAGAAAAAAAUUUGCUUCUUUGAAACAAGUUGAAAAUGAAUGCAAUCAUUGA
Molecule: messenger RNA, 2589 nt
Organism: Funneliformis geosporum
Lineage: Eukaryota; Fungi; Glomeromycota; Glomeromycetes; Glomerales; Glomeraceae
Source: the annotation of a GenBank genome assembly